AGUCAUGUUGCUGCUCUUCAAUUUCGGACCAAUAAAAGAGCACUAGGAGGAAAAAGAAAAAUAGAAAUAAAGGAAAGUUCAGCUUUCCGGUGAAGUAAAACCCAACCAUGGCGAUGCAGACUGGCGUCGCGGCCUCUAAGGUCCUCAUCCUCGUCGGCGCAGGUGUAACCGGAUCUGUCAUAUUGAGGAGUGGACAAUUGUCUGAUUUGAUUUCUCAUCUUCAAGACUUGAUAAAAAGGUUAAAUGAAGCAGAAACAUCACCUGGGAAAUAUGAUGCCGCUCUUCUAGCAGCUCAGGUUCGACAACUCGCGAAGGAAAUCAAGGAGUUAAGUUUAUCCAAUCCUGUUACCAUUUUUAAUGGGAAUUCAUCCUCCACUGGAAGUUAUGCUUCAUACAUAUUGCCUGCCGCAGCUGUUGGUGCAAUGGGAUACUGUUACAUGUGGUGGAAGGGAUGGUCAUUCUCUGAUAUUAUGUUUGUCACCAAGCAUAAUAUGGCAAAUGCUGUUGCAUCUGUGUCGAAGCAGUUAGAGCAUGUUUCUGAAGCAUUGGCUUCGACAAAGAGGCACUUAACAAAGAGACUGGAAAAUCUGGACUGGAAAGUGGAUGAGCAGAGGGAGAUAUCAAAACUUGUCGCCAAUGAUGUUAGUGAAGUGAGAUCUAAUCUUAACCAGAUAGGGUACGACAUUGGUUUGAUCCAUGAGAUGGUAUCUGGCUUGGAAGGAAAAAUUGAGCUUCUUGAAAGCAAGCAGGAUAUCACUAAUUCGGGUUUGUGGUAUCUCUGCCAAGUCGCUGGAAAUGUGAAAGAUGGCCAGAGUUCUAAAAUUAUUCAGGAUGUUGGGGCUAAGCUAAUAGACCAUUCAACUGCAGUUCCAGAGGGAGAGAGGGCAAAGGGGCUUCAGUUCAUUGUCGGAACAGAUGAAUCAAAUGCCAUAAAUAAAACAACUUCAAUUACAGAUGAAAAAGAUUUUGCUAAUAUUUCUGCUGGAAAGGUGGCAGCUACAAAAAUGAGAAUUCACCGGUCUUAUCCUGUUGGCCUAUCUUUCGCCCGAGACAUCCUGAGUUAAGGGAUCUGCUUUCUCGACUGAAAUAAAAUAGACAUUUGUUUGGCUAAGCUGAUAAUCAGCUACCGGAGCAUCACUUGGUAUUCGCAUUUUUCAUGAGCGCUUAUUGUUCUGUGGCAUAAGUAUUGUUGUGAAUAUGGUACAUUAUUCAUUCAUUGGCACAGCUCAUACAUCUGAAAGUUUAUGUUACGAAUAUCGUGUUAUCGAAUGAUACAUCAGGCCUGUAUUGGAUAGAAACAUUUAUAGUGAAUAAGGCUUUGGUAUAA
Molecule: messenger RNA, 1327 nt
Organism: Sesamum indicum (sesame)
Lineage: Eukaryota; Viridiplantae; Streptophyta; Magnoliopsida; Lamiales; Pedaliaceae
Product: golgin family A protein (DUF1664)
Source: RefSeq, a predicted model, not a curated record